AUGGACGCGCCCAUAAAGCGGCACGCCACCCCCCUGCGGCUGCCGUCUUCCGGCUCCAGCCGUGACCUGGCGGAGGCCGUGGCGGACAGCAUAGAGGCCGAGGAUGCGGAUAAGGAGGAGAAUGGGGGCAGGUCGGAGGGCAGCGAGGGGGGCGAGGCCUUCAGCCCCGCACGCGUGGCGCAGCAGUUUGGGCGGGUGGCGGCAGAGGGGCUUCACCUGGAGGAGGAGCGGCGGAAGCUAGGGCUGUCGCCCGAGGCGCAGGCGCAGCUGCCGCACCCCACGGUGAUGGAGGAGUGGGAGGCCAGGAUCAAGGACCUGGCCCUCAUCUCCAAACUGGCAGCGCAGCUGUACACUUACCUGGGAAUCGGCUGGCGCUGGUACGUCUCCUUCUGGCGCCUCGUCCUCUUCUCCACCCUGCUGCUGCCCGGCUUCCUCCAGAUGGUCGCCUUCUACUUCCUCAGCCCCCGCCUGCUGCGCUCGGUGCCCUACGGCCUGCAGCCCCGCAACCGGCUAGAUAUCUACCUCCCGCGCAAGGAGUGGCGGCAGCGGGGGCCGCGGCCCACCGUCAUCUUUGUCACAGGCGGCGCUUGGACGAUCGGAUACAAGGCCUGGGGCGCGCUGCUUGCGCGGCGGCUGAGCCAGCGGGGCGUGCUGGUCUUCUGCCUCGACUACAGAAACUUUCCUCAGGGCGACGCGCUGGACAUGCUUCAGGAUGUGAACACCGGCAUCGCCUGGGUGCUGCGCCACGCCCCCGCCUUUGGCGGCGACGGCGCCAGCUUCCACCUGGUGGGCCAGUCGGCGGGCGGCCAGCUGGCGGCGAUGGCGCUGCUGCUGCAGGUGGCGGCGCGGUCGCAGGCGGGAGGCGUGGUGGGCGCCUCGCCCGCCUGGGACCCCUCGCUCAUAAGCGGCUUUGUGGGUGUCAGCGGCACCUACAACCUGUACGCCCUGGCCGACCACCUGCACCGGAGGGGGCUGUACCGCAACCUGUUUGAGGCAAUACACUCGCUGGACGGCAAGCCCAAGCUGCGCGAGCUGAGCCCCACCUUCCAGAUCAGGAAGCUGGGCCCCGCGGUGGGCCGCCUGCUGCCGCCCGUGCUCAUCCUGCACGGUACCGCCGACAAGUCGGUGCCGAUGGAGGUGGCGGUGGAGUUUGUGGCGGCGCUCAAGGAGUCGGGUGUGACGGAUGCGCGGCUGAAGCUAUACAAGGACAAGACCCACACCAAGCCGAUUGUGGAGGACCCGAUGCGGGGCGGGCGGGAUGAGCUCAUGGAUGAUGUGCUGUCGAUGGUGCUGGGGCGGGAGUGUCACAACCGGCAGAUGGCCAUGCUGCCGGCGGUGCUGAUCGACCUGGCCAGCCUGUGCAAGACAACCACCACUGGCGCCACGUGCCUCAGCGCCAGCGGCGACCUCAACUGCGCCCGCUGCGACGGCAUCUGGUGUGCCCAGUGCAAGCCAGGCUUCUAUUUUGACUCCCAGUACCGCUGCCUGAAUGCCAACGGCAACUGCGCCAAAAUCUCCGACAACCCCGACUGCUCCGCCUGCAAUGCCGAUGGCUCGUGCAAGCGCUGCGCCAACGCCUCGCACAUCCUGGUGCCGCACGCCGCCCUCUACGUGGAUGCCACCUACCCUGACAGCGAGUGCAUGUCAGUGAAGGAGGUGCACAGUAAUGCCUUGGAGCUUGUCCGCUCGCCCGCCCACCUGCCGGCGGGCUGCCGCGAGGUGGAUGCAGAUUUCCUCUGCUCCUCCUGUAAGUCGGGGUUUGGGCCUGCGCCGAUCCCCGACUCCUCGAUCAUCAGCUGCGUGCCGGUGGUGAAGGGCAAGUUCCCCAGCGGCUGCGUGACUGGCCUGCCCUUCCAGCGGUACUGCGUCAAGUGCGCAAGGGAUGGCAGGACGUGCUUGCGAUGUGCGGGCAGCCGCUCAGUGGAUGCAGCAGGGCGCUGCAGCUUGGACUGCAUGAGCUUCUUCGGCAUUGCCUGUACUGCUUGCACCGCCAAGCAAUGCACGCGGAUCCGUGCCUACUCCAUGAUUCGGCGGUAG
Molecule: messenger RNA, 2037 nt
Organism: Chlorella variabilis
Lineage: Eukaryota; Viridiplantae; Chlorophyta; Trebouxiophyceae; Chlorellales; Chlorellaceae
Exons: 19
Coding region: 1-2037 (678 amino acids)
Source: RefSeq, a predicted model, not a curated record